Molecule: messenger RNA, 1698 nt
Organism: Penicillium olsonii
Lineage: Eukaryota; Fungi; Ascomycota; Eurotiomycetes; Eurotiales; Aspergillaceae
Source: the annotation of a GenBank genome assembly
AUGAAUAUCUCCAAGGAAUCCGAAGCUGAAAAGGUCAGCAUUCAAGACGAGACCAAGCCCAGUCUCGGUCAUGUUGAAGUCCUUUCCGAUCCGAUCCCUGUCAAAGCAGAGGAUCUCCAUGCUCAACGCAUGACAGCAAGAGAUCAAUGGCAUCAGCUCUGGACUGCUAUCCGCGCCGAGAAGCGAUAUUGCUGCUGGGCUUUCUUCACAAUCCUACUCGUCUUCAGUUGGGGUUACGACGCCGGUCUCUCUGGCAUCGCCAUUGCCUUCCCUGAGUUCCGCAAAGCAUACGGCAAGUACUAUGCUGUCAGUGAUGAAUACGUGAUUCCUGCUCUAUGGCAGUCUCUCUGGAACGCAGCCUCCACGAUCGGACAAGUCUUCGGAGGAUAUGCCGCUGGGCAAUUUGCGGAUUACUGGGGUCGCAAGCUUCUUCUAUAUGUGGCCAUUGUUGUCGCACUCGCCUCUUCGUUUGCACUGGUGUUUGCCCCAAACCUUCCUGUGCUUUUUGUCUCCAAACUCCUCCUCGGUCUAUCUGUCGGUCUAUCAACAGUACUUCCGCCCCUCUAUGUCACCGAGAACGCACCGACCGCACUCCGCUCCACAUUCUCCUCUCUGACAAACGUCAUGAUUGUCUUCGGUCAAUUUUGUGCCUCGAUGACGGGGUAUGGAGCUUCCAAUAUUCAUGGAACAUGGUCCUACAGACUUGCAUUUGUCAUGACUUUCCUGCCACCCGGCAUAUAUCUUUGCGGCCUCCCAUUCCUUCCCGAAAGCCCAGUUUGGUACAUCAAGAAGGGCCGUGAGGAAGAUGCACGCAAGGCCAUCCUCAGACUCUAUGGCUCUGACUCCGACGUUGAUGCGCGUGUUGAAACAAUCAAGUCGGAGCUUCGGCAGACGGAAGACAGUGAGUCUGCUGCUGGUCAGACGAAUUGGAAAAGCACAUUCUCCAAAGAGCAUCGGUCUCGCACUCUUGUUGCUGUUCUUGGCCUACAGGCCCAGAAUUUCUCUGGUGGCUAUUUUGCAAACACAUAUCAGACUUACUACUUCCAACUGAUCGGCCAAGCCGACUCUUUCCAACUAACAGCCAUCUCAUCAUCCUUGCAGCUGCUAUCCAACUUCGUUGCUCUUUGCCUGUCCGAUGUGAUUCCACGCCGAAAAGGCCUCGUUGGCGGUGGCACCACGCUUAUGUUCUGGUCCGUCAUUAUCGCAGGCCUAUCAAUGGCGCCGAAAUCAAACGCAUCAGCAAAUACAGCCGUGCUCGCAUUUAUGAUUACCUGGUCGAUGCUAUAUACUGCCACCGUCGGAUGUUACGGAUGGGCCGUGGCCCAAGAGACUGCGGCACAAGCUACCCGCCCGAAGACCAUUUCUUUCGUCUUGAUCUGUCAACAGCUGACGGCUCUUUUGUUGUCAUCUGUCUUCCCGUACUUUAUCAAUCCCGAUGAGCUCAACUGGGGAGGCAAGGUCAUGUUCCUGUUCGUCGGAGUCGAGCUCUUUAUCAUGGCAGGUCUUUAUCUUCUUCAGCCAGAGACUCAGAACAGAUCCUACACUGAGAUCGAUGCACUUUAUGCCAGCAAGGUCUCUCCACGAAAGUUUACGCAAUAUGCAGUUGUGGAUGGUCAGGCUAUCAAGAUCCACCAAAAAGGCGGUUGGUUUGGGCGGGUGUUUGCCCAGAUCCGCCAUGUCAAAGAGGGAUUAUGUUGA